AUGGCCACACCACCACCGGCUUAUACGAACUCGAAUUCGUAUUCAAAUCAUGGAUUUGAUCGAACCAAUUCACUUUCCUCUCGUCAUAGUAUAUCACAUCAACCAAAUCGACAAAGCUCAACCGAUAGGGGCUUGGGUGGUUUGAUGGUUGGAUUAGGAGCAGCUGCUAUGCUCAAUAACGCCAUGAAUAAUCAAUCAGCUCAAACUAAUCAAUAUCAAGGAAAUGGAAAUGGUAGAGAGGAUCCAUUGACCACUUUAGGUAGAUUUGAUACUAUCCUUUUGAUCGAUGAUAGUGCUUCUAUGGCUAUGGGUGAUUUAUGGAAAGAAGCUGCUGGUGCUGUUAGUGGACUUGCUGAGACUUUGGUGAAGUAUGAUUCAGAUGGGAUUGAAGUUUAUUUCAUGAGUUCUUCUGAAUACCUACUCAACGCUCGUUCUGCUCAAUCUAUUAAUGAAUUGUUUCAACGAGUAAGACCAGUUGGUACGAGUACUCCAACAGAUGUUAGGGUAGAAGAACUUUUAGGUCUCUAUAUGAAUAGAUUAGAGGCUAACAAAGCACAAAAUAUGCCACCUCUUAAACCUGUGAAUCUAAUUGUCAUCACCGAUGGUGAAGCAGAUGAUCCGGAUACAUUGGCUUAUGCUCUUGCGGGAUUUGCUGAAAGACUCGAUAUGGGAAGAUUUCCUCUUACUCAAGUAGGAGUUCAAUUCAUUCAGAUCGGGAAAGAUCGCGCUGCUACUAAGGCAUUGAAAGAGUUGGAUGAUGAGUUGAAGAAUACUUAUGGGGUUAAGAGAGAUAUUGUCGAUACAACACCAUAUAAAGGUCGUUUGACAGCUGAUUUCAUCAUGAAAGCUGUCCUUGGUGGAAUCAACAAAAGGAUCGAUAGAGGAUGA
Melampsora larici-populina 98AG31 is the source of this 888-nucleotide messenger RNA. RefSeq lists its product as uncharacterized. The coding region runs from base 1 to 888 and encodes 295 amino acids. The transcript is spliced from 7 exons. Lineage: Eukaryota; Fungi; Basidiomycota; Pucciniomycetes; Pucciniales; Melampsoraceae. The record is from RefSeq and is a predicted model, not a curated record.